Messenger RNA from Salarias fasciatus (jewelled blenny), 2595 nucleotides. RefSeq names its product extracellular calcium-sensing receptor-like. The record is from RefSeq and is a predicted model, not a curated record. Lineage: Eukaryota; Metazoa; Chordata; Actinopteri; Blenniiformes; Blenniidae. The transcript has 9 exons. Gene Ontology annotation, biological process: G protein-coupled receptor signaling pathway. Gene Ontology annotation, cellular component: plasma membrane. Gene Ontology annotation, molecular function: G protein-coupled receptor activity. Bases 88 to 2595 code for a protein of 835 amino acids.
UUGUUGUGUUCUCACUUUCUUUCUGCUGUGCUUUCCACUUUAUUUUCCCCUACCUGUCAGUUACAGGGACAAUUCCAUUUAAGUGGGAUGCACAAAGCUGGAGAUGUGGUUUUUGGUGGGCUGUUUGAAGGUCACUUCUUUUCAGUCUUUCCCGACCUGUCUUUCACCUCAAAGCCACCACAACCGACCUGCCACGGUUUUGAUGUUUUAGGAUUCAGACAGGCCCAGACCAUGGCCUUUGCUAUUGAUGAGAUCAACAGAAACUCCAACCUGUUACCAAACGUGACUCUGGGAUACAGUCUGUACGAUAACUGUGUCAAACUCAGCAUUGGAUUUCGUGCAGCGCUGACUUUGGCCAACGGUCAGGAUGAGCAAAUCACUUUAAAUGAGACCUGUGUAGGGAGCCCUCCAGUUGUAGGAAUUGUUGGUGAUUCAUCCUCAACUCGUUCUAUUGCCAUCUCUGCUGUCCUAGGUUUGUACAGAGUACCUAUGGUGAGUUAUUUUGCCACCUGUUCCUGCCUGAGUGACCGGCAAAAGUUUCCAUCUUUCUUUAGGACAAUUCCUAGUGAUGCGUUUCAGGUACAUGCUAUGAUUCAGAUUUUGAAGCACUUUGGAUGGACCUGGAUGGGUCUGCUGGUCAGUGACGAUGACUAUGGACUCCACGCUGCUCGAUCCUUCCAGUCUGACCUGGGACCGAGCGGUGGAGGUUGUCUGGCCUACUUAGAGGUUUUGCCAUGGAGCAAUGAUCCAACUGAAAUACAGAGGAUUGUGGGUGUGAUGAAAAAAUCCACAGCUCGUGUCGUCAUCGUGUUUGCUCAUGAAACCAACAUGAUCAACCUUAUGGAAGAGGUGGUGAGGCAGCAUGUGACAGGCCUGCAGUGGAUGGCCAGUGAAGCCUGGACAGCAGCCACUGUGCUCCACACUCCUCAGUUCAUGCCGUACCUGGGCGGCACUCUGGGCAUCGCUAUACGUCGAGGGGAAAUACCUGGACUCAAGAACUUCCUGUUACAGAUACGGCCCGACUUGCAUCACAACACCUCCUAUGGAAAUAGCAUGGUAAACCAGUUUUGGGAAUUUAUGUUUCGGUGUAGGUUUGCACCUCCUCCAGCAGGUUGGGUGGAAGCUGGAGGAGCACUGUGCACAGGAGAGGAAGAUUUAGAAAAUGUGGAGACUGAAUUCCUGGACGUUUCAAACCUCAGACCGGAGUACAAUGUGUACAAAGCUGUGUAUGCUCUUGCAUACGCUCUUGAUGAUUUGCUGCAUUGUGAGCCUGGAAGAGGGCCUUUCAAAGGGCACAGCUGCAGCAGUGUACAAAGACUGGAGCCCUGGCAGCUGGUGUAUUCCUUGGAAAAGGUCAACUUCACGACACCAUUCGGUGAUCAAGUGUCAUUUGAUGAGAAUGGUGAUGCUCUACCAGUAUAUGAUGUGAUGAACUGGAUAAGUCUCCCUGAUGGAGGAGCUGAAGUUCUGACCGUCGGAGAGGUGAAGGGAUCGGCCUCCAAAGGAGAUGAACUCAUUCUCGAUGAAGACAAAAUCUUCUGGAAUUUUGAAUCAAAUCAGUCACCUCGCUCAGUGUGCAGUGAGGACUGUCCUCCAGGGACACGCCUGGUGAGAAAAAAGGGAAAACCUGUGUGUUGUUUCGACUGUGUCCCAUGUCCCAAGGGAAAAAUCACCAAUAAGACCAACUCAAUGGAGUGCAUCAGCUGUCCAGAGGAUUUCUGGUCCAGUCCUCAGCGUGACCACUGUGUUCCCAAGAAAACUGAGUUCCUCUCCUAUCAUGAACCUCUGGGUAUCUGUCUGACCACUGCUUCACUGCUGGGCACAUUUAUCUGUGUUGUCGUUCUGGGGAUCUUUUUCCAUUAUCGAAGGACGCCUAUAGUACGAGCCAACAAUUCUGAGCUGAGUUUCCAGCUUUUAUUGUCACUUAAACUUUGCUUCCUGUGUUCACUGUUAUUCAUCGGACGGCCCAGACUGUGGACGUGCCAACUGAGACACGCAGCCUUCGGGAUCAGCUUUGUGCUUUGUGUCUCAUGUAUCCUGGUUAAAACCAUGGUGGUUCUGGCUGUGUUUAAGGCCUCAAAGCCAGGAGGAGAGGCCAGUCUGAAGUGGUUUGGUGUGAUGCAGCAGAGAGGAACAGUUCUGGUUCUCACUUCCAUUCAAGCAGCAAUCUGCACAGCUUGGCUUGUCUCCGCCUCACCGUCCCCUCAUAAAAACACACAAUAUCACAUUGACAAGAUUAUUUAUGAGUGUGUAGUCGGGUCCACAAUAGGUUUUGCGGUUUUGCUGGGUUACAUCGGCUUACUGGCCAUCCUCAGUUUUCUGAUCGCAUUUCUGGCAAGAAAUCUCCCAGAUAACUUCAAUGAGGCCAAACUCAUCACUUUCAGCAUGCUGAUCUUCUGUGCUGUGUGGGUGGCCUUUGUUCCUGCUUAUAUCAGCUCUCCAGGUAAAUAUGCAGAUGCUGUGGAAGUAUUUGCCAUCCUGGCUUCCAGUUUUGGCCUCUUGGUGGCGCUGUUUGGACCCAAAUGUUACAUAAUCCUGCUGAGGCCAGAGAGGAACACAAGGAAGGCCAUCAUGGGUCGAGGUAUUGGAUCAUAG